Molecule: messenger RNA, 1945 nt
Organism: Ochotona curzoniae (black-lipped pika)
Lineage: Eukaryota; Metazoa; Chordata; Mammalia; Lagomorpha; Ochotonidae
Gene: SEPSECS
Product: Sep (O-phosphoserine) tRNA:Sec (selenocysteine) tRNA synthase
Exons: 11
Coding region: 56-1540 (494 amino acids)
Biological process (GO): selenocysteine incorporation; conversion of seryl-tRNAsec to selenocys-tRNAsec
Molecular function (GO): O-phosphoseryl-tRNA(Sec) selenium transferase activity; tRNA binding
Source: RefSeq, a predicted model, not a curated record
GCCUGCCAGCUCCGUCGGUGGCCGGCGAGUCAGCGGGUCGUGCCGAGCCGGGGCCAUGAACCGCGAGAGUUUCACGGCCAGCGAGCGGCUGGUGUCUCCGGCUUACGUGCGGCAGGGCUGUGAGGCCCGCCGCUCGCACGAGCACCUCAUUCGGCUGCUGCUGGAGAAGGGCAAAUGCCCGGAGGACGGUUGGGAUGAAACUACGCUGGAACUCUUCCUGCACGAACUGGCGGUCAUGGAUAGCAACAAUUUCCUGAGCAACUGUGGUGUGGGGGAGAGGGAAGGGCGAGUGGCGUCUGCCCUGGUCGCUCGUCGGCAUUACAGGUUUAUUCAUGGAAUUGGACGAUCUGGAGAUAUUUCUGCUGUGCAACCAAAAGCUGCAGGCUCUAGCCUUUUGAACAAAAUUACCAAUUCUUUGGUCCUGGAUAUCAUAAAGUUGGCCGGUGUCCAUUCAGUGGCCAACUGCUUUGUGGUUCCUAUGGCGACUGGAAUGAGUCUAACUCUGUGUUUCCUAACUUUGCGACACAAAAGACCAAAGGCAAAGUAUAUCCUGUGGCCUCGGAUAGACCAGAAGUCAUGCUUUAAAUCCAUGAUCACUGCAGGUUUUGAGCCCGUGGUGAUUGAGAAUGUCUUGGAAGGUGAUGAACUACGCACUGACCUGAGAGCAGUAGAAGCCAAGAUCCAGGAGCUUGGGCCUGAUUCUGUUCUCUGUGUUCAUUCCACCACGUCCUGCUUUGCUCCAAGGGUGCCAGAUAGAGUAAAAGAACUGGCUGUGAUUUGUGCUAAUUAUGGCGUUCCCCACAUAGUCAACAAUGCCUACGGACUGCAGUCUUCCAAGUGCAUGCAUCUCAUUCAGCAGGGAGCUCGGGUUGGUAGAAUAGACGCUUUCGUACAGAGCUUGGACAAAAAUUUUAUGGUUCCAGUAGGUGGCGCCAUAAUUGCUGGCUUUAACGAUACCUUCAUUCAGGAAAUCAGCAAGAUGUAUCCAGGAAGAGCUUCAGCGUCACCAUCUUUAGACGUCCUCAUUACUUUGCUAUCACUUGGAUCAAGUGGUUAUAAGAAGCUGUUAAAGGAAAGGAAGGAAAUGUUUUCUUAUUUGUCCAGCCAACUAGAGAAACUGUCGGAAGCCUACAAUGAGAGACUGUUGCAUACACCUCAUAAUCCCAUAUCUUUAGCUGUGACCCUUGGGACAUUUGAUGAACACUGUGACAAAGCUGUCACUCAGCUUGGCUCGAUGCUUUUUACCAGACAGGUUUCUGGAGCCAGGGUUGUGCCUCUUGGAUCUGUGAAAACUGUGAGUGGCUAUACUUUCAGAGGCUUUAUGUCCCACACCAAUAGUUACCAUUGUGCUUACCUCAAUGCGGCAUCAGCCAUUGGAAUGACGACACAAGAUGUGGACUUAUUCAUCAAGAGACUGGACAAGUGUUUAAAGACGCUAAGAAGAGAACAAAAUCAAGAAGCUGAUGGACCUGGAGUUGACAGUUGUGACAAAACUGAAGAUGCAGACAUUGAAAUGAUUUUUAAACUAGAAAAUGCUUGACAUAUUCCAGGGUGUGUCUUCAUGACAUGCAAAUGGCUUCUUUUGGAUAAUUAGCAAAAAGUAAUGAGGCUGAGGACCACGCAAGCAGUUUGAGGACAACUCAUGGGGUUUUUGGAUUGAGAAUUUCUUGGAGAAUAUUCCAUCAAGGGACAGAAUGUGUCCUAAGCCAGUCAGUGAUGAUUGUUAGAACCCCCUCAAUCCUUAAGAGCCUUAACAGGUUAGAACAACAAACACUGUUUCUGAUUGUUAGAAUAUUUGUCAUUGAAGCAUCAUACUCACUUCUGACUAAUUUAAUGGCUUAUAAUUACUUCUGAUUCUUUCUGAAGUGUAAGUUGCUAAACCCUGCAGCCAGUUCUUAUUAUUCACAAAAUACUUAGGUUUCUGAUCAUAAAGAGUUUAGAAGGG